AGUAAAUAACGGCGGUUUUGCAACCACGUUCUUAUUGAACAUCUUUUUAAUGAGUGAACGAGAUAAUUUCUGAGUGAUAUUUUUAGGACGAGCAUUAAAAGUUGUCUUAAAUUUGUUUUUUAUAUAUUUUUAGGAAACGUUUGGUUGCUAGCUUUAUGGAAUUAUUUAAUUGUCAACAAAACGCUGCUUAAGUUCAGAAAGCUUCUACUUGAAAAAAAAAAAUUAAAAUAACAAUUAAUUUUCAUAAUUUUUGAAUAUUUGUUUGUUUAAAAAAAUGAAGAGUUAUUUAUCUUAGUUUGUGGAAAUGUGAAUAAAUAUCAGAAUUAUUUAAAAAUUGAAAUUAUGAAAAAUUUCAAUACAAGUAAAGUAAUAAACAAGUAUAGUGUAUGCACUACAAUUGAUACAUUUUCAAGAGCAAAUUAAUUAAUUGACAUAUUAUAACUGAUUUUUUUGAUAUUAUCUAAGAAUUCACUGUUACUUUUAUUGAUCAUUUACUAUUGCGGAAUAAUAUGAAAUUAUUUAAGGAAUGGCAUAUUUUUUGUGAUAUUUACCUUUUACGGCAUUGAAAAAUUGCCUGUUAAUUUUUUAAUAAUGGCAGAGUUUGUACGAGGAGGACCAAGUAUGUCCAAUAAUACAAAGACUGAAUGUAGCAAAAAAAAUGAUUCCCCAAGCACUGAAAAUGAGGAUACAGCAGCUUUUAUUGAACAGUCAAACAUUGACCCAGAUUUUGAUAUAUUCCUUGAAGAUAUACCAGACGAUUUACAUGACGUAGAAGACAUCGAUCCAGUAAAUAGUACCAUAUUCACUGCACCACCAGAGAAUCAGUGGUACCAUGGAAGGUUAGACAGAUUUACUGCUGAAGAACGACUAUGGGAUGCAGAUAAAAUGGGUAGUUAUUUAGUGAGAGAAAGUGACAGAAAACCUGGAAGUUAUGUACUAUCUUACUUAGGAAGAACCGGCAUUAAUCAUUUUCGUAUCACAGCUGUUUGUGGAGAUUAUUACAUAGGUGGUCGCCAAUUUAAUAGCCUUAUGGAUUUAAUUGCUUAUUACACGCAUUGCUCUGACUUAUUGAAGAAAGAACGUCUUAUACAUCCUAUUCCACCUCCAGAACCAGUAAAUGAUAAAAAAAGAAUAGUAGCUAUAUUACCUUAUACAAAAAUGCCGGAUACUGAUGAGUUAAGCUUUCAGAAGGGAGACAUAUUUUUUGUGCAUAAUGACAUGGGUGACGGUUGGCUUUGGGUAACUGCACAUAGAACUGGAGAACAAGGUCUAAUUUUUAGAGAAUUAGUUGAAGAUUUAGAUGAUUCUAUAGACCCUAACACCGUAUUUUCUUGGUUUCAUCCAAAUGUUACUAAAAGUGAAGCUGUGGAUAUGCUCGUAAAAGCUGGACCUGGAAGUUUUUUGGUGAGGCCGUCAGACAAUAGUCCUGGAGAUUACUCUUUAUUUUUCCACAUCAAUAAUCAGAUUCAGAGAUUUCGAAUAGAAAAAAAAGGAGUUCGGUAUCUGAUGGGUGGAAGGACAUUUGAAUGUCUAGAUGCUGUAAUUAAUAGAUAUCGGAAAGAGCAAAUAGUAGAAGGCCACACAUUAGUACAAGCAAUGAUUACAGAACCUGAUGGAACUGUCAAGGUGAAAAAAGAGAUACAACAUGCUGAAAAAAUAUAUGCUACAUUGAGAGAGUGUCGAGAGCAAUCAGGAGUUAAAAAAAAUAAGGGAAUAAAAAUGCAAGGGUAUUUGGAAAAAAAAUCAGAAAAAAACAAAAAAUGGAAAGUAUUAUACUUUGUUCUGCUUGUUGAUGCAAGUGAUACGCAUUUAUAUUUAUAUGAUAAUCCUAAAAGAACGAAACCUAAAGGUCUUAUUGAUUUAAGCUGUGCAUAUUUAUACCAGGUUCAUGAAAGUGUUUUUGAUAGACCUCACUGCUUCCAAUUAGUGGAAAGAGCUCUUCCAUGUUUAUCUACGAUAACAUACUUAGCCGCUCCAAAUGCUGAAAUAUCUUUGGAUUGGAUUAAUACAUUAAAACCGCUUUGUGUAUCUCAACUUGCACGAGCACCAAAAGUAGCACGGCUUAGAGAAUUACGUUCGCUCAGUUUACAUAUUCUGGAUGCCCAUAGAUUACCUUAUAAAUUAGUUCCAAGUCCAUUUAUAAUAGUAUCAUUAGAUAAUGUGAAAGUGGCUCGUACGAAAUUAAAAACCGGUCCUCAUCCAGUUUGGGAUGAAGAAUUUUUAUUGGAAGACGUACCGCCUGAUGUCAUGACAUUUUCAUUGGUUCUCUAUAAUAAAGGCAAACGUAGUAAAGAUACAGAAGUGGCCGAGUUAACGGUAGACUUAUCGGCUUUAUCUAAUGGCGAAGAAAUGGACGAAUGGUAUCCUUUCUCAGGAGUAACACCACUUGGUGAUUGGGGUGCACUACGUUUACGUUUAAGAUAUCGUCACGACCUAGCCAUGCCUCCUGAAGAGUAUAGCCCUCUACAACAAUUACUUCUAGAUCCAGAAUUACACGUAGUAAAAGCUCUCGCUGAUGUAUGCCAUCUCGAUAGAAUUCCUUUAGCAAACAGUUUGCUGAGAAUAUUCAGGCAUGAAAAUAAGGAGGCAGAUCUUCUUCGAUCACUAAAUCAAGCUGAAGUUGAUAAAGAAGACGAAACCCCAACAUUGUUCAGAGCAGCUAGUCUUACAACGACGCUCAUGGAUUUAUACAUGAAGUCAGUAUGUACCUCGUUCUUAAAAUCGGCAUUGCAGGAUACUAUAAAUAAAAUAAUUGAAAGUAAACAAAGCUGUGAAUUAAACCCCUCUAAAAUGGAUUCCCCGGAAGAUGCUUGCAGUAAUGCUGAAUACCUACUUCAAAUUUUGGACGAAGUAACAUUAAGUAUUUUUACAAGUCCUGAAAUGUGCCCGAAAAGCUUACGUUAUAUUUGUGGCUGCUUACAAAGAGCAGUACUAUUGAAAUGGCCUCAUGAAAGAUUUGUAAGAACGAGAGUUGUAAGUGGAUUUAUUUUUUUGCGCUUGCUUUGUCCUGCGAUAUUGAAUCCUAAAUCGUUCAAUUUAAUAGCAGAAUCACCGUCUCUAGCAGCAACACGAUCACUCGUGAUGGUUGCUAAAUGUUUACAAAAUUUAGCAAAUCUAGUAGAAUUUGGAGGAAAAGAACCAUACAUGGAAGUCGUCAAUCCUUUUAUUUUAAAAAAUAAAGAACGAAUGGUUGUAUUCUUGGAUCAAUUGUCGAAUAUUUCCGAAAAAUCCGAUUCAGAUAUAAGUUCGAAAAAUAAGGUUGCAUUAGACAUUGCUAAAGAUCUUGCUACGUUACAUCAAAUUUGUGUUUCACACUUAAAGGAAUUACAAAUUUUAUCGAAACAACAGGCUACAAUUAAACAACUAGUGACGGUAACUGAAAUGCUGAGCAAACACAAACAGAAAUAUAAAGAAAUGUUGCGGUAAUAUCAAUAAAGUUAUUAAAAUUACGUAAAUAUGAGUGAAGUUCUUCAAAUAUACGAACAAAUUAUUUCUACAAUAGUAAUAGACUGAUGUGCCAUAUACUUACGUACGCUAUACUUUUGUACUGUUCUAUAAAUGAUGUUUUAUUGUAAAAAAUAAAAAAUAAA
This is a messenger RNA of Phymastichus coffea, 3590 nucleotides long. It is a transcript of the gene vap, whose product is annotated as ras GTPase-activating protein 1. The record is from RefSeq and is a predicted model, not a curated record. Gene Ontology annotation, molecular function: protein binding. Gene Ontology annotation, biological process: regulation of GTPase activity. Bases 592 to 3426 code for a protein of 944 amino acids. Lineage: Eukaryota; Metazoa; Arthropoda; Insecta; Hymenoptera; Eulophidae. The transcript has 15 exons.